UAGCUGUUACAUAAGCCCUUCACUCUGUCCGUCGUCUGUGAGUUUGAACUUGAAGUUCCAACCAUCGCGGGUCGUUGUUUUGCAGUGCGUGUAGGAUAGUUAAGGAAAUGGAGGACAUAGAGGAUUUGCUAGUUGGGAGCGGAGGUGGAGCUCCUCCGGGUUUUCGUUUGCCCAUAACAGCCGUCGGAUUGAACCCAAAGAAGAACAAGAACAAGAACAAACCCAAUCCCAAUGGCAAUAGCAAUAAGCUAUCUCAAAUCCAAGACCCCCUUGCUCCUCUCUCACCCAAAAUCCCUGGAACUCAGACUAUAUAUAUCAAGACAUUUGGGUGCUCACACAACCAGGUUGAAAGUAGCUCAGGAACUGCUAACACUAUGGCAAACACAAUGAUGCAAAAAUUCUGGGAUUCAGCACUUGCUCUGGAGCCACCUGAUGAUUGUGAUACUCAAAGUGAAUUGUCUGCACUAAUGGCUUCUGAUGGGACAGAUGGAAAGUUCCCUUAUCCUUCUCUUGGUCUUGGAAAUUCAUUUGUGUUCAAGUUUGAAGAUCUCAGGGGUCGAAUGCAUCGGAUCAAUUGUGGCAUGGAAAAUUUAGAUGAGCUGUUAUCUGCUGUCAUGCAAAGGAUUGGUGCUACUAAUGAUCAUGAUCGUCCUCAUAUAUUGUUUGAAGAUGAUGAAGGUGAUAGAGUUCUACUUGCAACUGAUGAUGAUCUUGUUAGUGCAGUCAGCCAUGCACGAGUAGUGGGACUGAAGAUACUACAAACGUUGCUUCUUUGCUUUUAUUUUAUUUCUAACACAUUUGUUUUUUAUUUUUGCAAGAAAAAGAAAUGGAAAAAAUAAAAUAAAAUAAUUUGGCUUCCGGCAAUGUGUAGAAUUCAAUUCAA
Molecule: messenger RNA, 883 nt
Organism: Prunus avium (sweet cherry)
Lineage: Eukaryota; Viridiplantae; Streptophyta; Magnoliopsida; Rosales; Rosaceae
Source: RefSeq, a predicted model, not a curated record